Carica papaya (papaya) is the source of this 1411-nucleotide messenger RNA. RefSeq names its product protein FAR-RED ELONGATED HYPOCOTYL 3-like. NCBI's taxonomy places the organism in Eukaryota, Viridiplantae, Streptophyta, Magnoliopsida, Brassicales, Caricaceae. The record is from RefSeq and is a predicted model, not a curated record.
GACUGACUAAUUGAAAAUCAAGCUCGUCAACAAAUCGAUUUUGCUGCCUCUCUGUUCGAACUCCAUAGGCGCGUGCGGAGCACGGAUACACAAGCAACGAGCGAGAAAGAGUAAAGAUCGUACCUUUCUGUUCUUCUCUCUCAGCUCGUUGGGGGUCCGUGCAUUGUCUCUCGUCACAAACCGAACAGCAGCACUCACUUCCUUCUAACUUAAUCGUCCUUUCCAAGUCUUCACGAAAACCAUUUGGUUCCACAAGAGGUGGAUUUUUAGGGUUUCUAUUGCCAUCGUUAGUGAUGAUAGAUAAAGAAUGGAUUGUCCAUUUCUGCAAUAGGUGAUCAUGGAUAAACAUUUGGGACUUGGAUUUGAUUCAGAUGAAAGUGACUUAGAUGUGCAAGGUGAAACCUACGAGGAGUAUGGAAAAGUAGAAGUAAUCCCAAAAAACUUGGAAUUUUCUGUAGGUGAGGAUGAUGAAAUAGAAAAAAGGUCUCCUGCAGAUCUCCCUGAAAAUUCGGAAGGAUUAGAACCAUGCAUUGGCAUGGUUUUCAAUUCAAGAGAUGAAGCCAGAGAAUUUUAUGCUACAUACGGCAGGCGCACUGGCUUCACUGUCCGCAUCCACCAUAAUCGCCGGUCACGGGUAAACAAUCAAGUUAUUGGUCAAGAUUUUGUUUGUUCAAAAGAAGGUUUCCGUGCAAAGAAGUAUGUCUAUAGAAAAGACAGAGUUCUUCCUCCACCACCAAUUACUCGAGAAGGCUGCCAAGCAAUGAUAAGGCUAGCUUUGAGAGACGGAGGAAAAUGGGUUGUUACAAAGUUCAUUAAAGAGCACAGUCAUAAGCUAAUGAGUCCUAAUAAAGUUCCAUGGCGGGGAUCUGGAAAGCAGUUAUUAAGUGAGGAUGAGAAGGAUAAGAGAAUCCGUGAACUAUCACUCAAGCUGUAUAACGAGAGGCAGAAAUGUAAACGGCGGUGUGCUGCGUAUGAAGAACAGUUGAAUCUGAUUCUGAAAGAUCUAGAGAAGCACACAGAACACAUUUCAAAAAAAGUUGCCGAUGUAGUGCAGAGCAUAAAGGCAAUUGAGGAGGAACAAUCAGAUGAUUCUGAUAGUGAAUGGAUGUAGAACCGGGUUAGCUUACUUUCAAGAAUUGUUCCCAACGUCCAUGUUUAUCGUCAACAAGGCAUGUUAUCCAGUUCAUCUGUGGAAUUCGAUUGAGCUAAUCAUGGCAAAUGAAGUGCGAGAUCCUUUUAUUUUUCCAGUCAUACUUGCAGAGUUGUGAUUCAAGUGUACAUGGUCCAACGUGCUUUUGCCAAAGCUUCAAUGUAACAUCAUGUUUCCAUGUAAAAUAUAUUAGCAUAAGAUGUUCUUCAGUUUUGACAUUGGAACUGCAGCUUGUCAAUAAAUGGAUAUUCUUUUUGGUCU